UUUUUUAAUUUGUUCAUUUCCCUAUAAUAACAUUAUUUCAGAUUCCCUUGCUAAAGAACUAGUAGAUGUUGGUAUUAUGAUAAAUGAAAAAAUGAUUGAAACAGGGGUUUGGAAUGGCACUUUUGAUACAUGCCGAAUAUUUAAUUGCGAUGAAACACCCCAGUUUAUUAAUUAUGGAAUUGAUGGUACCACUUCUGGAUUAUUUUAUGCUGGCAAAGGAGAUGCAUGUCAAAGAAUGUAUAGAGAAAACAGAGAAUGUGUCACAAUUCAACCAUUUGUUUCAUUUUCAGGCGACAUAUGUAUGUGUCAGGUAAUAUUUAAAUGUACUGGUAUUACUAGUUCUAUGGUUCCAACAGAAGCAGUAAAUAAAAUUCCCCAUUUGUUGGUCACAACUACAGAUAAUGGAGUAUCAACCCAUGAAUCUUUCUUGGCAGCAUUGAAAGAGUUUGAUGUCUACUUAAAUGAAAAAAAUGUUAAGCGACCCAUCGUCUUAUUAUCAGAUGGACAUAGCUCUAGACUAGACUUUGAUGUAUUAUCUUUUUUGGAGUCCAAAAGAAUUCAUCUUUUUCUUACUCCACCAGACACAACAGGAGUUACUCAACUUCUUGACCAAGUAAACAAGAACAUUCAUAGUGAGUAUCGUAAGCAAAAAGACUCUAUGUUUUCUGAUAUCUGUUCCUUAAACAAAGAAGCUUUUAUGUUAGUUUUAGCUAAUAUAUGGGACAAGUGGACAACCAAAGAAAUGCUUGUAAAAUCUGCUUAA
Molecule: messenger RNA, 763 nt
Organism: Hydra vulgaris (swiftwater hydra)
Lineage: Eukaryota; Metazoa; Cnidaria; Hydrozoa; Anthoathecata; Hydridae
Cellular component (GO): nucleus
Molecular function (GO): DNA binding
Source: RefSeq, a predicted model, not a curated record